CAGAGUUGACGUUUGCUGGGUAAAGCAGCAAUGUUUACAAUAUUUUCAGAUCAUCACUUUUUUGUAUUAAAUUUUAGCGUUUUUACUUUGCGUGGGCUUUUAAGUCAUUAAAUGAGUAACUAAAACGUUACAGGUGAUACCGUUACAGACAGUAGUCCGAUGAACCACACAGCUGAUUGAGAAACCCAUUUGUUUACACCAUGCAAAUGCAGCUGGGCGCGAUUCCCCCACGAUAAGCAACGAAAGUGAAAGUGCCAGCGAUAACGAUGGCCACCAAGGAAUGCGACGAUAAAAGUGAUAUAAAAAUCAAGGAAAAGCUUAACCUGCACGUCAAGAAACGAUUGCAGGAAAAUGGAAAAGAAGCAUCGCUAGAGAAAAAUGAUUCCAAAGACCGGAGCAUCCCUGCCAACACGGCAGCAGCCCCCAGCUCGUCCGCUGCUCCUCCGCGAGCUAAAAGACAGAAAACCACCAAAAGUUCCUCGAAACAGACGACAAACGCAUCAGUGGCCGGAACAGGCUCAUCGAUUGCUUCGACAGCAACCCGAUCCAAUGAUCUGCUCCUUUCGCCCGGAGCGGCCAACAGUAACGAUACGACUAACAGCAGUAUCAAUUCCACCGACCAGGACGGCGAGCUGAAUGAUCGGGACACGUGCGACAAAGGAGAUAAGGGAACGGGAAAGUCCAACCAGCGGGUUGAUAUAUUUGCGAUGAUACUGAAUCAAAAGAAAAGCUCCCUGCUGUGUGAUCCGGAGGUGAUUCAGUUUAUGAAAACCCUUACCGAGGGCAAGAAAUGAAAAUCCCAACGUUAACAUCCAAUUUGUGUUCAGUUUGUUCUCGUACUCUAGGGCAAGUUUACAAAUUUGCUUAAGUAAUGUGCAAUGUGAAAUUAGCACUAGACUAUGCGAAACAGCAAAGCGUAGAGCAGAUUAAAAUAAUAAAAUAAAUAGAGAUAAACUCACUAGACAUUCCGAUCAAAGUA
Molecule: messenger RNA, 979 nt
Organism: Anopheles coluzzii
Lineage: Eukaryota; Metazoa; Arthropoda; Insecta; Diptera; Culicidae
Exons: 1
Coding region: 267-794 (175 amino acids)
Source: RefSeq, a predicted model, not a curated record